GGGAGAAGGAUAGGGUGCACCUCGAAAUGGCUCGGAUGCAAGAUGAGAAGAGAGGGGGCGUGCCCUUGGUGGCGGAAGGAAAGUCGGAUGCAGAGAUUAAGCUCAUUCUGUACCACUGGACGCAUUCCUUCAGCUCCCAAAAGGUGCGCUUGGUAAUUGCUGAAAAGGCAUUGAAGUGCGAGGAACAUGAUGUAAGUCUGCCCCUCAGUGAGCACAAUGAGCCUUGGUUUAUGCGUUUGAACUCAACUGGAGAAGUGCCUGUCCUUAUCCACGGGGAAAACAUUAUUUGUGAGGCCACUCAGAUCAUUGAUUAUCUUGAACAGACUUUCCUGGAUGAAAAAACACCAAGGUUAAUGCCUGAUAAAGGAAGCAUGUAUUAUCCACGAGUACAACACUACCGAGAACUGCUCGACUCCUUGCCAAUGGAUGCUUAUACCCAUGGCUGCAUUUUACAUCCUGAGCUAACUGUGGAUUCCAUGAUCCCAGCUUAUGCAACAACAAGGAUUCGCAGCCAAAUUGGUAACACAGAAUCUGAACUGAAGAAACUUGCUGAAGAAAACCCAGAUUUACAGGAGGCAUACAUUGCGAAACAGAAACGACUUAAAUCCAAGCUGCUUGACCAUGACAAUGUCAAAUAUUUGAAGAAAAUUCUUGAUGAGUUGGAGAAAGUCUUGGAUCAGGUUGAAACUGAGUUGCAAAGAAGAAAUGAAGAAACCCCAGAAGAGGGCCGCCAGCCUUGGCUCUGUGGAGAGUCCUUCACCCUGGCAGAUGUCUCGCUCGCUGUCACAUUGCAUCGACUGAAGUUCCUGGGGUUUGCAAGGAGAAACUGGGGAAAUGGAAAGCGACCCAACUUGGAAACAUACUAUGAGCGUGUCUUGAAGAGAAAAACAUUUAACAAGGUUUUAGGGCAUGUCAACAACAUAUUAAUCUCUGCAGUGCUGCCGACAGCACUCCGGGUGGCCAAGAAAAGGGCCCCAAAAGUUCUUGGCACCACCCUUGUGGUUGGUUUGCUUGCAGGAAUGGGAUAUUUUGCUUUUAUGCUGUUCAGAAAGAGACUUGGAAGCAUGAUAUUAGCACUCAGACCCAGACCAAAUUAUUUCUAGGCUUGUGGGGAUCCAGUGGUGACAAUUCACCCUACCAUUUAACUUGACCUUGUCCACUCUGCCAGGCCCAGGGGAGAAUGACCCUGGGCAACAGUUAAAUGCUAUUUUACUUUAUUCUUUGGGUAAUUUAUGCAGGCAGAGGAGGCAAUGAAAUUUUUUUGUGGGCUGGUAGUGUUGAGAUUACUGAUUUUCCAAACUGAACUAAUCUACCCUUAAAAUACUCACAAGGUUAAGGUAUAUAAAUGUGAUUGGUUGAGAGUAGUCCUUGAACUCAAAAUACCAGUUCAAGUUCUGAAUUUUGUGGGGGCAGAGGUUAUUAUUACAAGCAGACAGUAAUAAUAACCUGAGAUUGCCCAUAGCUUUUUAUCUGAGAGUCUCUAGAUAUGCUGAGUGUUGAGGAGUUAGCAGAAUUUCUCCCAGAUGUGAUCUUUGUUACACAGCAUGGGUUCAGACAGCAGCAGGGCACAGCAGUGCUUCAUGCUAGCCCUGCUAGCUUCAGGCAGAAAUAAGGGAGGAAGAGGGAAAGAGAAAGGAUGAAUAAAGUCUACACUGUAUAGUGCAGAGCAGCAGAACGCAACUUUCAGGAGCCUCCAGAACUACUCAGGGCUGCCUGGCCCCUUACUAAGCAUUACUGUGAUGCCCUGUACCUAUGGCCCACACAUCCUCCUACAGCUGAGAACCUUGGGAAAACAAGACUAAGUAGUUACUAGGUGGAGUGGGCUGGAGAAAACCCCAGACUUUAUAUUCACAUUUGACUUUAGAGUUAACUUUAAAUGCAUAUGAAUCACAUGCAUUGACUUAAUAAGAUUAACUGCUUAUAUAUUCGGGUGACAGAUGCCCACUGGAGCAUAUCUGCCUAGCAUUUACGUGAAAACUUAAAGUGAUAUGAAAAUGGUUCCUUUCCUUUCAUGGUUCCCCAAUUUGAUGGUGCCUAUGGACUGUUGUGUCCGGUCACUGGCGACUUGGCCUCUGCAGCCCCUUUUAUGCAUACAAGUGGCAUUUGGUGAGUGUCCAGCUCAUCACUGGCAUGGUAUGUGACUGGGUAGUGGACUUUGUUGAUCUGGGAGCAUUAAAUACACACAUUCUGCAUUUGGAAGGCUGAUGUGUUAACUGAAAAACUAUUAUCAAGGACUUGCAUAUGUUUAUGAUCAUCAACAAAGCUUUAGAAGGUUACAGAGGAAAGGGAGGUUCUAGUCUUAGCCCUUGGCAGUUAAUUUAGGGGAGACAAAAUAAAUGGUUAGACAGUGACAUCCACCAGUAUUCAUUCAUAUAUGUCUAGGCAAUUUAGGGUGUGCCUCAGUCCACGUGGAAGGGAUGAUCACAGUGCAUCCCAUGAACAACCAUGGAGCUGCAUCAUACAAUUUGGCUCAGGAAAAUCUUCAUGGUGACAGGAAGACAGAGUUUUUCUAGAGCUGGGCAGAAAGGUCUUAGGAGUGACAUCCAGUCUUUGGCAGAAAAUAUGUAUAGAGAAUAAGGAACUAAGUUUUCAGCGAACAAUAUAAGCUUGUCUGGACUGCCUCAGAAUGGCUGGGAAAAAUAGCCAAAGACUGGACUGAAUUUUGAUUAAUAGGAAUCAGUCAUAAGUAGUAAACAAUGAUUUUUUUUUAGUUGGUCAAAAGAUUCUAUAAUUUCAUUUCAUGAUACAGUCAUUUCAGAAAAGUUUGAUGAACUGGAUGUUCUCUGUUUAUAAAAAAAUUAAAAACAUUUCUAGUGUAAAUUCAAUUCAACAGUCAUUAAUAGACUAGAAGCUUUUAUAAUGUCUUAAUUUUGCACCUCAGUGCACUGUCGUAUAGAAUGAAAUUUGUUGCUGGAACAUUCUAAUCCGUGUAUUCAUAAAAGAUCCACAAAACUGAUUAUUCAGUAAUUCAUAAUGUUAUUUGUUACACUGUUAGAAGUAGAAACUCAGACAUGAGGAAGUUAAAAUUGGAUAUUUGUAAAAAUCUGCAGAAGUUAUUUACCUAUGUAAGGGUUGUUCAUUAAGAAUAAAGAUUAGAAAUCCAGUGCAGGCUUUUCCUUAAAUUUGUAUCAUUGCAGAAUCAGAGAAAAUGUUCUAAGAAGUGUCUAUAAUUUUUUGAUAUAGUUUCAUUGGAAAUAUUCCUUUGUCAAUAUUAAAGAUGAUGCAUCAUGGCCCCUUCUAGGCUUGUUCUAUGGCUACCCAGGAGAUUAUAUUAUACUUUUAAAAUGUUUGUUUAUGGGUAUCGUGACCACUAGAUGUCGCUGUUCAUCCAGUAGUCUGAGUUGGGCGUUCUUAGGUUCAACAAGCUUUCCGAAAUGUUUCAGCUGAAGAUAAACAUUAAUGACCUCAAUUUUGAAAUGAGGACAUCUUCAUCAAAUCAUUCAUCUGUAGAAAAGCUUGAGGCACAUGUAGUAUUGAUUUAUUCUGAUGCUUUGGAAGGGAUGACACUAUCACACAAAGUCAAGCUAAAGAGCUAAACAUAUACUAUUAGCAAAAUAAGCACUUUUAUGUAUUUUCUUGGUGACUGGCUGAUGUGUUCCUCAGUUUCUCAACUUUGUGUACUAUCAUAAUUAGAAAAAUUUCUGAGGCACUAAAUUUAUGUUGGCUAUUUGUGUCUUAAUGCAUAAAUAUUAUUUUAUUGUCAUAGCAAUUAUAUGCCUUUGGAAUCCAUUUUUUCUUAAUUGUAGAUAGUUGUAAAUUGCUUGCUUGAUUUUUAGUAGUUAUUGAUAUUGAUACCAGAGUCGUAGAUUUUUAGUGUUGUUGACUGUAACAGAGAGAACAAGAUACUGUUCCGCCUGUGAGAUCAA
This is a messenger RNA of Artibeus jamaicensis (Jamaican fruit-eating bat), 3866 nucleotides long. RefSeq names its product ganglioside induced differentiation associated protein 1 (gene GDAP1). The transcript is spliced from 6 exons. Bases 27 to 1103 code for a protein of 358 amino acids. Gene Ontology annotation, cellular component: mitochondrial outer membrane. Lineage: Eukaryota; Metazoa; Chordata; Mammalia; Chiroptera; Phyllostomidae. Gene Ontology annotation, biological process: mitochondrial fusion; mitochondrial fission. The record is from RefSeq and is a predicted model, not a curated record.